Messenger RNA from Fusarium verticillioides 7600, 1090 nucleotides. RefSeq names its product nuclear transport factor 2. The record is from RefSeq and is a predicted model, not a curated record. Bases 265 to 642 code for a protein of 125 amino acids. The transcript is spliced from 6 exons. Gene Ontology annotation, cellular component: nuclear pore central transport channel. NCBI's taxonomy places the organism in Eukaryota, Fungi, Ascomycota, Sordariomycetes, Hypocreales, Nectriaceae. Gene Ontology annotation, biological process: protein import into nucleus.
GCCCUGGACCCGAUCUUCAGUGUAUUUCAGUGGGUAGCAGCCCAUCAUCGUUGACGUGUGUGCCUAAUCUGCACUGUGCCCCCUCAACCCCACCAUCCAUCCAUUCGAUCUCAUCUCUCUCUUCCUUGCUCGCUUCCAUUGCUUUCCCCUCGGGCAGACUUUGCGACGACCCAACGGUUCUCUACCUUAGUUAAAACCUUCCGAUCCCCCCUUUCUAGACGCAACAGCGAUUAAAACGACCAGGACAGGUCCCCAUACUUCAAAAUGGCCGGAAACUUUGAGGAAGUUGCCAAGCAGUUUGUUGAGUUCUACUACAACACCUUCGACAGUGAUCGCAAGGGUCUCGCUGCUCUCUACCGAGACCACUCUAUGCUGACUUUCGAGUCUGCUUCCGUCCUUGGCACCCAAGCCAUUACCGAGAAGCUUGCUGGCCUCCCCUUUGAGAAGGUCAAGCACCAAGUCUCUACCCUCGAUGCCCAGCCCUCCAACGACCAGGGCGGUGUCAUUAUCCUCAUUACCGGUGCUCUCCUUGUCGAUGAGGAGCAGCGCCCCAUGAACUUCAGCCAGUCUUUCCAGCUCGCCCGCGAUGCGAAUGGCCAGUACUUCGUCUACAACGACAUCUUCAAGCUUGUCUUCGGUUAAACGAAAGCAGUUACACUGCCGGCCGACGCCUUUUGUUGUUUGAAUGAGUUGAGCGAUGUUUAUAAACACACAAACACACCAAGUGGGGCGACAGACGAGGGGAAAUUAAAGCGGCAAUGGCAACGGAAUAGCUUCUUUUUUUGACGAUAAGAUGAAUUUAGAAAAUCGCUUGAAGGGAACGCUGUGAUUGUCUUGGAUUUCCUCUCGCCAAUGAAGCUUAAUCAUUGUGUCUCAAAGCUAUGAAUACUUAACCUCAGCUUGAUAACAUGGCAAAUAGGGUCUGAAGUGAUCAAGCCAAGAUAAAGCCAUCCAAAAUUGAUUAAAGUGAAUGUAAACGGUGCAACGACGUGCGUCACCUAUACUUGAGUAUGGUCAAGGACCGCGAUUGGCGUUAUAUCUUAAGAAAUGAACUGCUUCAACGGCCACAGCCCGACUCAUUCUUCAGCAG